CAUUCGCUCGCCUGUUCGGUGCACAGAGGAGCCAGUUCCCGAGCCGCGCCAGCCGAGCCAGCUGGGCGCCGUGCUGGGUCCGCUCGCCGCGCCCGAGAGAGCUGCCCCAGACAGAGCCAGCCUGCCGGCGCCGAGCUGCCGAGAGCCCGGCCCCGAAGCCCCUGAGUGCGGCGUGGCGAACCCCGGAGGCGGCAGAAGGACCCGAGCGCCAGGAGAGGGCGGACGGGGGACAAGGAGGCUCCCAGGCGCGACGAGGAGAGUCUCGGAGGAGGAGGCGGCGUGAGGACACCGGGGCCUCCUGCUGCUAUAGCCGGGUUGAGGCGAGCAGCCCUUACGGAGAGCCCAGCCGUCAGCCGCGGCCAGGGGAGGGGGCGCCGGCGGCCCCCGAACUAGACAGCAUCUUGCGCUCUGGAGGGCGAGAGCGCGCGACCCGCCAGGGGCCAGCCGCCGCUGCCGCGCCGCCCUCCCCCGCGCUGUCAGCCCCGCCGGGCGCAGCCGCCGCCGCAGCAUCUUCUGCCCCUGCGGCCCCGCCACCCCGAGGAAGUCCGGAGCGCCUGGGAGCGAAGGAGGAAAGACCAGAGACUCCCCUGAAACACCUAUAUGCGGAGGAGUGAAGCAGUCUAGCCAAAGCUUUCUGUGGAUUAAAAAUACAUAGUUUUUUUUUCUUUUGGCAGAAGAAAAGGAGAGGAAGACCAGCGGGGAUCUGCAAGGGAAAAAGGGGGAUGUAACUUGUGGAUACGUUGUUUCCACCCCUCAAACGUCUUCUUCUACUUUGUAAACAUUUUCUUUUUUUAAACCCCAGUUCCAGUCGGACGGCCCCCGACCUCCAGGGUGGGAGGAGGUGGUGUUUUUCAUUUUGAGCUUUGCAUAUUUGGUUCUUAGAUUUUGAGAGAGCCUUCUUAUUUCGCCAGACGUCUCAUGCAGGGUGAAGUCCACUCGGCCCCCUCCCCCGAGUCUUCGUGUGCACGGAAUUUGAGGAGAUCCGGUUACUAAGGAUAUAGAGGAAAAAAAUAAAUCGCGUGCCUGCUUUUUUUUUAAUUGCCUGCUUCUCCCCACCCCCAAAUUAAGUUGCUUAGCAAGGGGGAAAGAGGCUUUUUCCUCCCUCCACCAGCUCCGUCCAACGCCUUUCGUUUUUUGCCCCCGCUGGUCUUCCAUGUAGGAAGCCGAGGCUGGCGAGCCCGACACUCGGGAGCCACUGCGGGGGGGCCUCUUUUUGGGGAGGCGCCGACCUGGGCAGGCUCUGCCGACCCCAGGGAAGCGGCGGCCGCCUUCCUCCGGGGUGCGCCGGGGCCCGAGAGCGGCGCACGGCGCGGGCCGCGCGGGGUGGGGCAGCCGGAGCGCGGGCCCCCGAGCCCCGGCGGGCGCCUCCGGGCCCCCGUGCGCGUCCCGGCCUCCGGGAGACUGGCGCAUGCCACGGAGCGCCCUUCGGGCCGCCGCCGCUCCUGCCCGGGCCCCUGUUGUUGCUGUUGUCGCCUGCGCCUGCUGCCCCAACUCGGCACCCGACUUCUUCAUGGUGUGCGGAGGUCAUGUUCGCUCCUUAGCCGGCAAACGACUUUUCUCCUCGCCUCCUCGCCCCGCAUGUUCAGGACCAAACGAUCUGCGCUCGUCCGGCGUCUCUGGAGGAGCCGUGCGCCCGGCGGCGAGGACGAGGAGGAGGGCGCGGGGGGAGGCGGCGGAGGCGGCGAGCUGCGGGGAGAGGGGGCGACGGACGGCCGGGCACAUGGGGCCGGUGGCGGCGGCGCAAGCAGGUCUGGCUGUUGCCUGGGGAAGGCGGCCCGAGGUGCCAAAGGUCACCAUCCCCAUCCCCCAGCGGGGGGCACCGGUGCGGCCGGGGGCGCCGAGGCGGAUCUGAAGGCGCUCACACACUCGGUGCUUAAGAAACUGAAGGAACGGCAGCUGGAGCUGCUGCUCCAGGCCGUGGAGUCCCGCGGCGGUACGCGCACCGCGUGCCUCUUGCUGCCGGGCCGCCUGGACUGCAGGUUGGGCCUGGGGGCGCCCGCUGGCUCGCAGCCCGCCCAGCCGCCCUCGUCCUACUCGCUCCCUCUCCUGCUGUGCAAAGUGUUCAGGUGGCCGGAUCUCAGGCAUUCCUCGGAAGUCAAGAGGCUGUGUUGCUGUGAAUCUUACGGGAAGAUCAACCCCGAGCUGGUGUGCUGCAACCCCCAUCACCUUAGCAGACUCUGCGAACUAGAGUCUCCCCCUCCUCCUUACUCCAGAUACCCGAUGGAUUUUCUCAAACCAACUGCAGACUGUCCAGAUGCUGUGCCUUCCUCCGCUGAAACAGGGGGAAUGAAUUAUCUGGCCCCUGGGGGGCUUUCAGAUUCCCAACUUCUCCUGGAGCCUGGGGAUCGGUCACACUGGUGCGUGGUGGCAUACUGGGAGGAGAAGACACGAGUGGGGAGGCUCUACUGUGUCCAGGAGCCCUCCCUGGACAUCUUCUAUGAUCUACCUCAGGGGAAUGGCUUUUGCCUCGGACAGCUCAAUUCGGACAACAAGAGUCAGCUGGUGCAGAAAGUGCGGAGCAAAAUCGGCUGUGGCAUCCAGCUCACGCGGGAAGUGGACGGCGUGUGGGUGUACAACCGCAGCAGUUACCCCAUCUUCAUCAAGUCAGCCACACUGGACAACCCGGACUCCAGGACGCUGUUGGUGCACAAAGUGUUCCCCGGCUUCUCCAUCAAGGCUUUCGACUACGAGAAGGCGUACAGCCUGCAGCGGCCCAACGACCACGAGUUCAUGCAGCAGCCGUGGACUGGCUUCACUGUGCAGAUCAGCUUCGUGAAGGGCUGGGGCCAGUGCUACACCCGCCAGUUCAUCAGCAGCUGCCCGUGCUGGCUGGAGGUCAUCUUCAACAGCCGGUAGCCGCCUGGGGAGAGGACAGAGCGUGAGCUGAGCGGGCCCAGUCCAAACUACUUUGCUGCUAAUAUUUUCCUCCCGAGUGCUUGCUUUUCAUGCAAAACUCUUUGGUCAUUUUUUUUCUUUCUUGUCAUUUUGUUUAUGUUCUGUUUUGUGUUGUUUUUGUUUAUGAGAAAUAGCUUAUGAAAAGAAUUGUUGGGGUCUUUUUUGUGGGGGGUCAUAGGGUUGGCAGGACACCCCUAGCCCCACCCCCAUAUGAAAAGGGGAAAUAAAAAUCGGUCCCACCAAACAGUGUAUGAAUGGGGAACAGGCCCUAACUUUGAGGUCAUCAGUUCACUUGUCAGGGUGGAUGUGUGAGCGAUUGUGUGUGUGCGUGUGUGUGUGAACACAGGUGCCCCCCCCCCCCCGC
Molecule: messenger RNA, 3259 nt
Organism: Artibeus jamaicensis (Jamaican fruit-eating bat)
Lineage: Eukaryota; Metazoa; Chordata; Mammalia; Chiroptera; Phyllostomidae
Gene: SMAD7
Product: SMAD family member 7
Exons: 4
Coding region: 1579-2856 (425 amino acids)
Biological process (GO): BMP signaling pathway; cell differentiation; transforming growth factor beta receptor signaling pathway
Cellular component (GO): heteromeric SMAD protein complex
Molecular function (GO): I-SMAD binding; transcription regulator inhibitor activity
Source: RefSeq, a predicted model, not a curated record